ACUCUGUGCGGGCCCAUCUCUAGUGGAAAUCAUAUGACUCCCAAUCGAUACAGAAGGAAAAAAAGUUAAAUUUUCACCGUCGUUUGUCGAACUCCACGCCUUCCGCCACACAAUUCGCGCAACUCGAGCGAGUGCAGCAGCCAAAAAGCGACAAGUAACCGCAGCAGAAAGCAGGCUCUUUGUCACCGCCGUCUUGGUUUUUUUUUCUGUCCACCCACUCUGAAUCUGUGUGUGUGCGUGUGUCAAGAUGAACAGCUCGGGAUUUAUGUUCAACAUCGAUAAUGGCUAUCUGGAGGGUCUGUGCCGAGGCUUCAAGUGCGGCAUCCUGAAGCAGGCGGAUUACCUGAACCUGGUGCAGUGCGAGACCUUGGAGGAUUUAAAGCUGCACCUGCAGGGCACGGACUAUGGCAGCUUUCUGGCCAACGAACCCUCGCCGCUGUCCGUCUCCGUCAUCGACGACAAGCUGCGCGAGAAGCUGGUAAUUGAGUUCCAGCACAUGCGCAACCAUGCCGUCGAGCCGCUGUCCAACUUCCUGGACUUCAUCACCUACGGCUAUAUGAUCGAUAACAUCAUUCUGCUGAUCACUGGCACGCUGCACCAGCGUCCCAUUUCGGAGCUGAUACCCAAAUGCCAUCCGCUGGGCAGCUUUGAGCAGAUGGAGGCUAUCCAUGUGGCCUCGACGCCAGCGGAGCUGUACAACGCAGUGCUGGUGGACACACCGCUAGCUCCCUUCUUCGUCGACUGCAUUUCGGAGCAGGAUCUGGACGAGAUGAACAUUGAGAUCAUCCGGAACACGCUCUACAAGGCAUAUUUGGAGGCAUUCUAUAACUUCUGCAAGAACAUGGGCGGCGCCACCGCCGAUGUCAUGUGCGAGAUCUUGGCUUUUGAGGCCGAUCGUCGUGCUAUCAUCAUCACCAUCAACUCCUUUGGCACGGAGCUGUCAAAGGAUGACCGUGCCAAGCUGUAUCCCAACUGCGGCAAAAUGUACCCCGAUGGUCUGGCCGCCCUCGCUCGGGCCGAUGACUACGAGCAGGUGAAGACCGUGGCCGAGUAUUAUGCAGAGUAUGCUGCCCUGUUCGAUGGCUCUGGCAACAAUCCCGGGGACAAGACGCUGGAGGACAAGUUCUUCGAGCACGAGGUGAAGCUGAACGUGUACGCAUUCUUGCAGCAGUUCCACUUUGGCGUCUUCUAUGCGUACCUCAAGCUCAAGGAGCAGGAGUGCCGCAACAUUGUCUGGAUCGCCGAGUGCGUCGCCCAGAAGCAUCGCGCCAAAAUCGACAACUACAUACCCAUCUUUUAAGUGCAAUGGCUCCAAAAUAAUUAUUAUACGUGUUUUUUUCUCCUGCCUUUCAAGAUGUUGUGUUUUUUUUUUCUAUUCGUUCGUCCCCCCUCCCAUACCCUUGUUAUGCAAUUGUUUAAUGUAUAUUAUAUAUUAUGAUACGCUGUAUGUGGUUUUGUUACGAGUAUUAUUAUGAUUUUGUCAAGUGUUCAAAGUGUCCUCCGUUUUCUCCGCCACUCUCUCCCCGAUUGGCCUAACUAUAUAUAUAUAUGUAUUCGGGAGAUAUCUAUAUCUAUCGUGUUUGUGUACAUAUGUAUAAUUAUAAAUGAUCGAAAAGAACGAAAGCAGUUCAAAUUGAUUGUAGAAAAGAAAGAAGAAAGCAUCAGCGCCCAUAUGUUAACUACUAUAUAGAACAAAUGCAUACAUAUACAGCAACAAACAACAUAAAGAACAUAAAAACCACAUAUGUGAAUGAUAAAUCAAUUAUUAAAACAUGUUUUCAAACAUUCCCUUAAA
Molecule: messenger RNA, 1795 nt
Organism: Drosophila kikkawai
Lineage: Eukaryota; Metazoa; Arthropoda; Insecta; Diptera; Drosophilidae
Gene: VhaAC39-1
Product: V-type proton ATPase subunit VhaAC39-1
Biological process (GO): proton transmembrane transport; vacuolar acidification; vacuolar transport
Cellular component (GO): plasma membrane proton-transporting V-type ATPase complex; vacuolar proton-transporting V-type ATPase complex; proton-transporting V-type ATPase, V0 domain
Molecular function (GO): proton-transporting ATPase activity, rotational mechanism
Source: RefSeq, a predicted model, not a curated record